AGAUGUGAUGUGGUGUCGAAUUUGAAUGAUAAGCCCGUUGGCCGAUAUGGAUAGCUUAUCAUUUACAAAACAUUACCCCACCCAGUUUUAAAGCACAUGACAAUUAUUCGAUGAGUAGCACAAUCAUCACGAGAUUCGUCCCGUUCUCCUCUUUUGUACACACGAAAUACACGCAUACGAAAGGUUUUGUAUCACCACAUAAUUGUCUGAAGGAUAGUUCGAGCACAGCAAGAAAUAAAUUGAUAAGUGAUGGGAGCAGAUUUUCAGGGCCCAGUUUCUCACUGAUAGCACACCAGAAUCGUUUCGCAUUCUGUCUAACUCUUUGUCAAAAUCUUAAAAUCAAAAAUCAGAAACCCAGGAACUUUAACUUUUAGAGAAAUUUUCGAUUAGCGUUGUUACAUUACAUACGUAUACACUUUGUUUGUGGUUCAUAUUGAUCUGCAUCAGGCGUUGGCUUCUACCAACGAGUAAAGUGUGACAAUUGAUGGGUAAAUAUCGGACGUGUGGUUACAACAAUGCCUCAAGUGCAAGUGAAAAUUGCAAUAGUGGCGCAAGUGUAAAAAAUAGUCAGAGUUUAUCCCGCAGUGCCGUGCUUGGAAAUUCACAAAACCACAAGAAUCAAAAUGGCAAUUGUUGGGGCAAAUUCGAAGGAGAUCAAAUAAAGCUUGGCGAAUCUGAUCCUCUUCCAAGGCGGAGUCGUCAUCUGGAUAAAAGUAGUGCACCGUUGCAAUCCAUCAGACGCACUCUAUACGUCAUCGCCCUGGGAGCGUCAAUUUUAUUCAUUUUGACGGAACAGGUUCAUGGUGAAAGUCUAGCUGAAACACAGGAAACAAUUCUACGGCAGGGCAGUCCUGUCCUAGACCAGCAGCGUACCACAGAUUCUGUAACUGGAAGUAGUGGUAAUGAAAGAGAGGGUGAAAAUAGAGGAUUAAUUGACAAGCAGAAUAAGAAUGACGAUGACGAGGAGGAUGGUGCUUUGGGAGGAAACCCCUUCCUUGUUCAGCCUGCCAACUGUAGUCACUCUUCCGCUGAAGAUUUUCCUCCAGACAUCUUUUCCAUUGAAGCUAAGCGACAUGGAGCGAUCUUAUUCCAUUUUUUUGUGGCAGUUUACCUCUGUUAUGCCAUUUUGCUCGUUUGUCAGGAAUACUUUGUCCCUAGCGUGGAGUCCGUUUGCAGAGCGCUUCACGUGCCCAGCGAGGUGGUUGGUGCGACAUGGAUGGCAAUUUCGACUUCUGCACCAGAACUAUUCACCAACGUGAUUGGGACAUUCUUAACAAAUGGUGACAUGGGCGUGGGAACGAUCGUAGGGUCAGCCGUGUUCAAUAUUCUUGCUGUUGGAGCAUGUUGCGGAAUUGGGGCUGGCUAUUUCAUCUACAAAUCGUCUACAACCCCUUCAAACAAUAAAAUUGGAGUGCGACUAGAGUGGUGGCCACUGACCAGAGAUUCAAUCUUUUACUUGGCCUCGGUUGCGACCUUGAUUGGGGUUUUAUACAAUCGAAAGGUUUACUGGUCUGAGGCACUCUUCAUGCUGGCUCUGUACGCAUUUUAUGUCCUGGUUCUAUGUUUUAACACCAGAGUGAAAGGAUGGGUAGAGAAAUGUUUGGCUAUUAUUGGGUUGCAAUGGGUCACAGGGUCGAAGGAGGGUCCACGCAGACUUUCUGGCAUAAUUGCAAAGAAAGUCAAUGCGAAUGAGAAAACGCCACUUCUUCUUCUCAGUGGUGAGACCGAGAAACGAACAUUAGAAUCUGACAAUAAUAACUGGGAAGCUAUCAAAGAAGUGACUUCGUCUCAUCCUUCCCUCGUCAAUUUAACCGUAAGCCAGGAACUCAGUGAUACUUCGAUGGAUGAGGUUCUCAUUCACAACGCCCUGGUCCAUUCCUCCGGGUCACACUCAACGCCAGUGGAGGAAUGUUCCACCUGCUGCAAAUGGCCGUCUUUCGGAGCCAAGACUUGGUAUGGAUGGCUGAUUUCAUGGCCAAUUCGCUUCCUGCUUUACGUCACCAUUCCGGACUGUAGGACUUACACGUUACGAAAUUGGUACUGGGCUACACUGGGCAUGUGCGUGGUUUGGAUUGGGGUUCUGACCUACGGAAUCUCUUGGAUGGUCACCAUCAUAGGAGAGACAUUUUCGAUCCCUGAUUCUGUGCUUGGACUUACUUUCUUGGCCGCUGGGACUAGCAUCCCUGAAGUUAUUUCGUCCCUAAUUGUAGCAAGUCAAGGGCUGGGUUCUAUGGGAUUCAGUAACUCAGUGGGUUCCAACAUCUUUGACUGUUUGGUUUGUCUAGGUCUCCCAUGGCUAAUAAAAGCUGCCCUCUUGUCCUCGGAGGAGAUUAACUAUGUCGAAAUCCACUCUGGAGGGUUGGAAUAUUCAGCUAUAAUUUUAGUCCUUGCACUCUUUGUCCUGUACUUUGCCAUUGCUGUGAAUGGAUUUAUCCUUGAUAAGAAGAUUGGACUUAUCUGUGUGUUUAUGUACAUUGUGUUCAUCAGUUUUGCUUGCAUGCUGGAAAUGAAUGUAUUUUUUCCAGUCAACCUUCCUUCCUGCUAAGAGAUUAUUUCUUCCCAAGUCUUAAGAUUAAUUGACCCCAUGAUUUUGUUAGUGCUAUAAUUGAAUUUAUGUAGGAAUUUCAUACAAGAAUAAAAUUACCUAUAAAUAGACUAUUCUAAAUAAAAAGCUAUGAAACAAUGA
Messenger RNA from Folsomia candida, 2686 nucleotides. RefSeq names its product sodium/potassium/calcium exchanger 3. The transcript has 11 exons. Gene Ontology annotation, biological process: intracellular calcium ion homeostasis; calcium ion transmembrane transport. The record is from RefSeq and is a predicted model, not a curated record. Lineage: Eukaryota; Metazoa; Arthropoda; Collembola; Entomobryomorpha; Isotomidae. The coding region runs from base 485 to 2545 and encodes 686 amino acids. Gene Ontology annotation, molecular function: calcium channel activity; calcium, potassium:sodium antiporter activity. Gene Ontology annotation, cellular component: membrane.